Molecule: messenger RNA, 741 nt
Organism: Melitaea cinxia (Glanville fritillary)
Lineage: Eukaryota; Metazoa; Arthropoda; Insecta; Lepidoptera; Nymphalidae
Product: NADH-quinone oxidoreductase subunit B 2-like
Exons: 5
Coding region: 1-696 (231 amino acids)
Biological process (GO): electron transport coupled proton transport; aerobic respiration; mitochondrial respiratory chain complex I assembly
Molecular function (GO): quinone binding; 4 iron, 4 sulfur cluster binding; NADH dehydrogenase (ubiquinone) activity
Source: RefSeq, a predicted model, not a curated record
AUGUUAAUAUUACCGUUGAGCCAAUUCCAAGUCCGUUUCAAAACAAGAAUCAACGAUGUUCAAACUCAAGCCAGUGUGGUACUGAAAAAUUAUAACGUUCCUACUGAUAACGACAGAAGGAAUUACAGCAGUAAACCAAAGAAGCCGCCAGUUAAUUUACACGGAACGAAAUCUUACAAAGUCGGUGAAAAGAGACGGUACUCGCCGUUUCAUUAUUCUGGUCAGUCGACCGCCGAAUGGGCGCUCGCAAGACUCGAUGACAUACUCAACUGGGGACGCCGAGGUUCACUCUGGCCCCUGACAUUCGGCCUGGCUUGCUGCGCUUUAGAGAUGAUGCAUUAUGCUGGACCAAGAUACGACAUGGAUCGAUUCGGCAUGGUCUUUCGUGGGACGCCACGUCAGACUGACGUCAUCAUCAUCGCGGGUACCGUUACCAACAAGAUGGCACCGGUUCUCCGCAAGACGUACGACCUGAUGCCCGAGCCACGGUUUGUUGUCUCGAUGGGCAGCUGUGCUAAUGGUGGCGGCUACUAUCAUUACACUUAUUCUACUGUUCGUGGUGCUGAUAGGAUUAUACCGGUUGACAUUUACGUGCCUGGUUGUCCGCCGACAGCGGAAGCAUUACUAUAUGGGAUGCUGCAAUUGCAGAAGAAAGUAAAAAGGAUGCGGAUGGUUCAGACCUGGUACCGCCAUUGAAUACUAAACAUGUAAUUUUUAAUAAAUUAAUAUGAUUUAAAAGGA